CUGGGAAAAUGCAAAAGGGAGCCGAUGGUCCUACUUGCUUGCAGUAGCUGUUUCUUACUUAAUAGACACCUAGUACCCUUGCAUAGCCAAACCUGUGAUGAUAUUUUUCGACAACAUUGACUAUUGCUUAGCCACUGUUGUGAUUACACGUAGCUGAUGUGAAGUUGUCUCGUGGACGUUGUUGUAUCGGUCCAGGGUUAUAAUGAAGGACAGCUUUGGUGGCGAUAUAUUAUCACUACAUGCUACUUAUUCAAGGUCAAGAACGAUCGUCAUGUCAAUCGGGCUCUUAAAUCAUUGGACACGCGCAUCAAGUCCGCGACAGAGCCCUUUCCCUUUCGCUCACCAUAUAUCAUGCCUGACCACACAGCACAAUUCCGCACCAUUGUUCGCGACACAUCAUUGCAUAAACCAGCCACGAAAGCAUCUAAGCGCGCCGAUAAAAAUAAAAUUGCAACGUCCUAUGACGUCUUUACCAAAGAAGCAUACCGCAUUUAUGAACAUGUUACGAGUUUAAAACGAUUCCUGCUGACAAUUCGUCGACCUUAUCUCAGUUCAGAAUCACGUCCUUCGAGUAAAUCCAGAAAAGGGGCGUCAGUAACAACGACACCCAACAAGAAACAACAGCAACAAAACGAUGGCAGUCAUUCGUCACUAUUCUCAUUAUUUCCAUCCAACAUUCAGUCAUUAACCGACAAUGAACGCGACGAAAUUGAUUUCCAAGCCAAGAUCAUUAUUCGGCGCUGCAUGGAUCGCAUCAAGGAAUUGGAGCAAGCUGAACAGAUGCGUAAACAAAAACAGCAAAAGCCUGCUGGUCUGACGCAAUUCUUCCAGAGUUUGUUAAUACCGUCGAUGGCAGAGGAUACAUUGGCGUUGCAUCGAAGUAGUAUCACGUGGUUAUUGAACAAGCGGCUGGCCGAGGUUUCAGAACUGCAAAGAAAUCAACAAGAGAUCCGAUUGACGCGAGAGUUAGAAAGAAGCGAGAAUCAGCUUUACAAGGCGUCAUCGGCAAAAGCUGCUAUAGAGGAGGAUCCAGUUUACAAGUUUGAAGAUUAUCAGGAAGACAAUGAACCACCAGCAUUUCAAGUAGACGAACUGUCCCAGGAACAAAUGCAAAUGCUGGAAAAGGAAAACUCGACCAUGUUGGAAGAGUUGAAUAAUACACUGAAUCAAGUGAAAAAUGCUGAAAAGGCAUUGCUGGAAAUAUCCACGUUGCAGAACGAGUUGACAACUCAUUUGGCAGCUCAGACGGCUCAGACGGAUCGAUUGUAUGCCGACGCGAUUGCUUCGACCGAGCGGAUCGAGCAAGGCAACGUCCAACUGAUACAAUCCCGUGAACGGAAUCGAGGCACGCGUCAUUUCACAUUGUUCUUUUUGUUGAUGGCAAGCUUUGUAUUAUUGUUCCUUGACUGGUAUGCAUAAUAAAAGAAGAUUUACAUAUAUCCCAU
Zychaea mexicana is the source of this 1445-nucleotide messenger RNA. RefSeq lists its product as uncharacterized. The coding region runs from base 352 to 1419 and encodes 355 amino acids. Lineage: Eukaryota; Fungi; Mucoromycota; Mucoromycetes; Mucorales; Lichtheimiaceae. Gene Ontology annotation, biological process: retrograde vesicle-mediated transport, Golgi to endoplasmic reticulum. The transcript has 2 exons. The record is from RefSeq and is a predicted model, not a curated record. Gene Ontology annotation, cellular component: SNARE complex; endoplasmic reticulum.